This is a messenger RNA of Plasmodium vivax (malaria parasite P. vivax), 1125 nucleotides long. RefSeq lists its product as hypothetical. The transcript is spliced from 3 exons. Bases 1 to 1125 code for a protein of 374 amino acids. The record is from RefSeq and is a predicted model, not a curated record. Lineage: Eukaryota; Apicomplexa; Aconoidasida; Haemosporida; Plasmodiidae.
AUGUUAAGCAUACAACAAGUCGUUUACAAUUUGAAGCUGAAGAGGGCAUCCGACUGGAAGAUCUCCACUCGGUUUGGCUUGGACGCCCCGGUGAUGAGCGGAAGAAAGGGAUUGGAGAAAGUACCACCAGAAGAAGACAAAGCCUCGACUAACGUGAGCCCCACGAAGUGCGAGGGGGAGGCAAACACGAGAGACAGCUCGGCGGAGGUAAACAUAAGAGACAGCUCGGCGGAGGCAAACAUAAGAGACAGCUCGCCGCAAAAUUGCCUGAACGGGUCAGGUGAAAGAAGGAAAAAAAAAAAAAAAAAAAAAAAUGCAAAAAAAAAUAGGGAUAUCCAGUACACUUCCAGCUUUGAUCUUUCCGGGGGGGAGUUCUUUCAGCUGAAGGAACAGAGUGGGAGCGACGGGGGGGAGGAGUCCAAGGUGGAGAAACGUAAAGAGGAGCGGAAGAAAAAGCGGGAAAAGGGGAAAGAAAAGUCGAAGGAGAAGAGAACCAAACGGGGGGAGGAAGCGGAAAGGACGAAGGAGAAGAGCAUAGAAGCCACCGAUGCUGAAAUGGAGCGGGGGAUGGAGGGGACAAAACAAAACGGGGGAUGUGAACAAACGGGCGAGGGCGAUGCCCCCCAAAGGGAAGAGGUGUGCGAGCAGGAAGAAACGAAGAAAAAGAAGAAAAUGAAGAAGACGAAGAAGACGAAGAAGAAAAAGACGAGACGGGACGAAAUGGAGGUAAGCGAAACGAGCUACGCUGAAAAAAACUCCAACGAAAAUGACUCCCCUGAAAAUGGCUCCCCCGAAAAUGGCUCCGUCCAAAUGAAACCCGCGAGGCGCACGAGCGAACCGAGGAACCCAUCACACGAAAGAAAAGGAACACAUAACAAUAUUCGCGAGAGGAACAACGCCACAUUUAGCAGCUUCAUGCAACCGCCUCGGAGCAGCAACUCGGAUGAGCUAGCCAUAAAUUACAUUUCGGACAGUAAGAAGAGUUAUAUAAGCAUACGGAGCAGUAAUAGGGAUAAGGAUGACGUGAUACAAUUACCCAAAUUGAAUUUAUCAACUCGGGGGGGUCGGUCUUCAUCGGGGGAGGAGAAUGAGACGACGGACGGGGGGACGUGCUCACUCCGUUAG